AUGACGGUGGUAGAAGCUCCAUCUUGGGCACAGCCCAUCCUCAAAUUCCUGGUGAGCCGAGAGCUACCAGCCGACGAGAUCUUGGCCCGACAGGUGCAACGCCGGGCGGUGGCAUACACGAUAGUCGACAGAGAGCUCGUCAGGCGCAGCGUGACUGGCGUGUUCCAGCGCUGCGUCGAGCCGGACAAGGGCAUAGCAAUCCUGAGAGAUAUCCAUCAAGGAGAAUGUGGCCACCACACUGCCUCCAAAGCCCUCGUCGCCAAAGCUUUCCGCCAUGGUUACUUCUGGUCGACUGCUUUGGACGACGCCAAAGAGUUGGUCCGCAAGUGCAAGGGGUGUCAGUGCUUCAGCUCCAAGCAGCACAUGCUGGCCUCUGCAAUCAAGACCAUUCCCUUACCUGGUCGUUUGCCAUAUCACCGUCCGUCAAACGCCCAGGUGGAGCGAGAAAACGGCUUCAUCCUGUCCGGCAUCAAGCCCCGACUAGUCGAGCCUCUGGAGCAUUCGGCCGACUGCUAG
Messenger RNA from Aegilops tauschii subsp. strangulata, 516 nucleotides. RefSeq lists its product as uncharacterized. NCBI's taxonomy places the organism in Eukaryota, Viridiplantae, Streptophyta, Magnoliopsida, Poales, Poaceae. The record is from RefSeq and is a predicted model, not a curated record.